UUACAGAGCAUUCGAGACGACAUCGCACUCAUCAAGAUGAUACGUACAGCGACACUGGAUGAUCCGAUCUCGAGGCUUGGUCCAGAAACACUCGAACGCAUUCGAAAUCCUCGUUGUCACCCUCUCCCUCCGUUGAGUCCGACACUCGAUCUUGCCAUCACCACUUAUCUCGCGCUGGAACACUCCUCUAGGCGCUCGUACGAGGACAUACGCCGGGCACUGCAGAGGACGCUUAAAUGCGAGCUUCCCUCCUUUCACUCUAUCGAAAAGUCGAUCGCCGAGCUCACGGGCGUUGAAGCAAUCGAAAACGACAUGUGUUGGGACUCGUGCAUGGGGUUUACCGGGCCGGAUGCAAAUCUGCAAGCAUGCUCUCGUUGUCAUAAGCCCAGAUACGACCAAGAUAUCCUCAACAGAACUGGUGGUAAGAUACGGAAGUCUCGCAAGUUUUACACGUAUCCUCUGGCAACACAGCUUCAGGCAGCAUUUGGCGACUGGGACAAUGCCAAAGACUUAGGUUAUCGCGUCGAGAGGACGCACGAACUUCUUGACCGGCUUUUCAACAACAAGACGCAGAUACCUUCCUUUGAAGAUUAUAUCGACGGUACUGACUAUCUUGAGGGCGUUCUGGACGCCAAGAUACAGGACAACGACAUCGUGGUCAUGUCUUCGAUGGAUGCUGCACAGCUUAUUGACUCCCAGCAAUCCGACGUUACAAUUUAUGUCUGGAUUAUCCUCGAUUACUCUCCUGACAAGCGUUACAAGAAGAAACGUGUUCUCAUUGGAGGAGUUAUCCCUGGACCAAACAAACCUUCGAAUCUCGAGUCAUUCUUAUUUCCAGGCUUUCACCACGUAUCUGCUCUUCAACGGGAGGGUCUACAGAUAUGGAACGCAUACCAGAACAGGAAGUAUCUGUCCCGUGUACAUCAUCUCUUCCCACUCGCUGACGCACAAGGUCUGAUAUAUUAUAACGGCAUGUGCGGGUAUUGCGGCAAGAAUGGGUGCCGUCUCUACUGUGGCAUCCUGGGACGGCGAAAGGCAACAGGUACUCGGUACUACCCAGCGAUGCUUCGUCCUCAGGGCCACUACCAUGUCCAGGGGUGUGAUCAUGACGACAUUCCCCUAGCUUCUAUCCCCCAGCCAGCCUGCGCAGAUUACUCGGUCAAUCUUGAGCACCUGGUUUCGUCCGCAAGUGUAACAGAAUACGAACGCCGUCGCAAAGAAACUGGAAUUGUCAAGCCUCCAAUCCUACUGGGACUUCAAUCAACGCACACGCUCCCUAUCCCCCGCUGUAUGACUAUUGAUAUGAUGCACGAACUUGGCAAUCUAUUCUCCCUCCUCGUGUCUCUUUGGCGCGGUGAAUUGGCCUCUUUUGGCGACAGACCAGAGCUCUGGGACUUUGGGGUUUUGUUUGACUUAGACGUGUUCAAGGCACACGGGCAGGAUGUCGCUGACUGUGGCAGACACCUCUCUGCUGAGCACGAACGCAAGCCGCGCGAUCUAUAUGAAAAACGGAACUCGCAGUACAAGUCAAUCGAGUGGGAGACUUAUGGUCUAGGCUACGCAGUGGCUCUGCUAUACGAAGUUCUACCUGAGAAGUACUGGCGACAUCUCUGCAAACUUGUUCGUGCGUUACGGCUCCUCUGUCAAUAUCGGAUAUCUCGUGAAGAUCUUGAAGAGGCGGACCGUCUCCUUUCUUCUUGGGUCAUGGAAUUUGAAGAGCUAUACUAUGAGCGACGCGAAGAUCGCCUUCACUUUGUGCGCCAUAUUAUCCACCAACUUACUCACUAUGCCUCCGAGGUCUAUGCUAAAGGUCCUCCCAUCAUAUAUGCGCAGUGGACAAUGGAGCGCACCAUCGGAAAUCUGGGACGGGAGAUCCGCCAGCCAUCGCAUAUAUACGAGAAUUUAUCACGCGAAGGCUUACGCCGAUGCCAGGUGAAUGCUCUGAAGGCUCUGAUACCAGAACUAGAUCCCAGCGAGACACCGCCUCCACCCCGUGUGUGUGAGGAUCUCGGCGACGGCUUCAUGUUACUCCAUACAAAGUCCAGAUACGACACGAUCCCCCAAGGCGUUUUCUACGAUGCGAUUGACAAGUACCUGGGCGAAGGUCUCUCUCCACGACGCUGCCAUCGCUGGGCCAGGCUCAAGCUCCCCAAUGGCCAGGUCGCUCGCUCUGCAUGGCGAGAACGCCUGCGAGUCCAGGAAGCUACGAGAAUAUCUCGAAAUGUCAAGUUUCUUGAUGGCACGAAGACCCGGAUAGGUGAAGUUGAUCAUUACACACACCUAGCCUACAGCACGACAGACGAGCAGGGAAACAGAAUCAUACACCGUGACGGUGUUGCUAUAAUUCGUCCUUAUUCUGACCCGGAUAGCGACCUUUUAGGACUAUCCUAUGGUGGAUUCGUAACGUGCACUCUGCUCCCUGAGUCAGAGAUAUUUGCCAUCAAUGUCAAACAGAUAACAAGUAUUGUCGCCAUGAUUCCGCAUCACCCAACUAUCCCCUCCACAAACGAAGAAGAAGAACGGUUCUUCAUGUUUGAAAAACCAGGAUUUGACGUCACGAGGUUUGUAGACAACGAUGACUUUAUAGAUGAUGAAGCCGAGGACGAAGAAAGCGGCAAUGCACCGUAG
Coniophora puteana RWD-64-598 SS2 is the source of this 2628-nucleotide messenger RNA. RefSeq lists its product as uncharacterized. The record is from RefSeq and is a predicted model, not a curated record. The transcript has 2 exons. The annotation marks the transcript as partial. Lineage: Eukaryota; Fungi; Basidiomycota; Agaricomycetes; Boletales; Coniophoraceae.